This is a messenger RNA of Punctularia strigosozonata HHB-11173 SS5, 1248 nucleotides long. RefSeq names its product prim-pol domain-containing protein. Gene Ontology annotation, cellular component: alpha DNA polymerase:primase complex. Lineage: Eukaryota; Fungi; Basidiomycota; Agaricomycetes; Corticiales; Punctulariaceae. The record is from RefSeq and is a predicted model, not a curated record. Gene Ontology annotation, biological process: DNA replication, synthesis of primer. The coding region runs from base 1 to 1248 and encodes 415 amino acids. The transcript has 5 exons.
AUGGCGAUGUCCAGCGACUCAGAUGUCUCCCCUGAGGUCAUGAGAACAUACUAUCGGCGUCUCUACCCCUUCGACGCGCUCUUCCGAUGGCUCAACCAUGCUCACAACCCUACCAAAUCGUUCACGCACCGCGAGUUCGCGUUCACGCUCCAGGGCGACGUGUACAUGCGCUACCAGUCUUUCCAAACCGCAGAAGAUCUAAAGAAGCAAGCGUGCUCGUUGAAUCCAACGCGUUUUGAGAUUGGGCCUGUAUACAGUGCAAAGCCUAAAGACAGGAAAACGGCUCAGGCGACGGGAAAGUUUGCUCCAGAACGACGCGAGCUCGUGUUCGAUAUCGAUAUGACCGACUACGACUCGAUCCGUACCUGCUGUUCCGGCGCCGCCAUCUGCGCACGGUGUUGGAAGUUUAUCGCCGCCGCCGUACGCGUUCUCGACGAAGCUAUCCGUGAUCAAUUUGGUUACGAGCACCUGCUGUGGGUGUAUUCCGGACGACGUGGCAUCCACUUGUGGGUGAGCGACAAGGAGGCGAUCGAGCUGACAGACGACCAACGGAAGGCGGUUGUGAACUGGCUGACGGUGAUCACUGGAAGCAGUCAGCAGCACAAGAAGGUUAAUGUGAGGCUAGGGAGCAAGCCAUUGCCGCCGUCAUUACAACAAGCGCUGCCUACGCUGGCUGAAACGUUCUCCGAGCUCAUUCUCGAGGACCAGGACUGCUUUGGUAGCACGCAGGGAUGGGAAGCAUUGUUGAUGCUCGUCCCGGACAAGUCGGUCGUCGAAAAGCUGCAGGAGCAAUGGACUCGAAACCCGGAUCGCUCGUCAGGAGAUAAAUGGUCUGAUUUCAAGAAGGCAAUCAAUGGGACCAAAGGGACGCCUCGUUAUAAUACGCUGAAGGCGGCAAUGGAGGACAUUAUCAUCGAGUACACCUAUCCUCGGCUCGACGCAGAGGUCUCAAAGCACCGUAACCACUUGCUUAAAGCCCCGUUCUGCAUACAUCCUAAGACAGGACGCGUUUGCGUGCCCGUCGACCCGGAAAAAAUUGAUGAGUUCGAACCGGAGAAGGUGCCGACGGUCGUGCAGCUACUGCGCGAGCUUGACGAAGGCAUGGCUACGGAUGCGGAUGGAGAAACCGGGCAUGACUGGAACCGGACUUCGUUGAAACGUUACGUGGAAAUGAUGGAUGAUCAUGCUAAGGCGCUCAUGAAUGAAGUGCGAAAGGCAAAGCGGGAAGCAGGGGAUAUAACUUGGUGA